Messenger RNA from Pelagomonas calceolata, 1388 nucleotides. The record is from the annotation of a GenBank genome assembly. Lineage: Eukaryota; Pelagophyceae; Pelagomonadales; Pelagomonadaceae.
GGGCGAAGCAGCAAUUGGCCCUCCGUACGCCGCCGCUGAGCACGUAUAAAUCACUCCGUGCACUCGCGCACUGCCGCAUUGCUGCAGCAAUUGGUGCAAGCGCGCCAUCCGGCAUCUAGUGAGCCGCACAGCAGCCCUGCAGGCUGCACUCUGCACAGAGCUGCAAAAAUGCCGCGGCGAGGAGGACGCCGAAAAAAGUCGCGGACCCAAGCCCAGCCCGACCGCCCCGCCGCGCCCACGAAAGACGAGCCGAAGAAGCAGCAGGUCCAGCCGAAGCGCAAGAAGGGCCACGCGCCGCCGCCGCAGGCCGCGGACCCGGACGAGAAACGCGUGCCUCGGACCAUGAUUGUGCGGAGAGGUGCCACGGACAAGCGGGUCCAGGAGCUCGUGCGGGAAUUGAGAAGAGUGAUGGCGCCGCACACCGCGGAGCGGUUGAAGGAAAGGCCGGGAAAUAGUCUGAAGGACUUUGUCCAUGCCGCACAACCGUUGGGAGUGUCUCAUUUGUUGGUACUGGGACAGCAGAAGGACCAGGUCAAUCUAAGAGUGGCAAGAUUGCCCGGCGGGCCCACUUUAUCUUUUAAAAUCAGAAGCUUUUCUUUGGUGAGGGAGGUCCGCGCGCAGCAGAAGCGGCCCUUCGAGAGCAUGGCGGCGUAUGCGACGGCACCGUUAGUCGUGUUGGACAGCUUUGGCAGCAAGGAGAAGCACGUCGCUCUGCAGCGCGUCACGUUCGAGGCUCUGUUCGCCCCGAUCGACGUGUCGACGGUAAAAGUGGCGGACAUGCGCCGGGUUGUGUUAUUCCACAGGGACGGCGACGGCGUGGAAAUGCGCCAUUAUGCGGUCCAAGCUUCCGCUGCAAACGUGUCGAAGCCGGUCAAACGAGUGGUGGAAGUAAAAAACAUCCCCGAUUUGUCGAAGCUCAAAGAUAUAUCGGAGUACGUCACGCGCAUCGAUCCAGGUAGCGACAGCGAGGGCGAGGACGCCGUCGCGCCCAUGGCCGGCAAGUUUGGCGGGCGAGGCAACGUCGCGAAGCGCGAAUCCAAAAUAAAGCUCGUGGAAUUGGGGCCGCGGCUGCGGCUGCGCCUCUACAAGGUCGAGCGCGGCGUGUGUGCGGGCGACGUCUUAUACCACGCGUUCCGCGAGGACCCCGGCGAGGCUUCCGGGGACGACGACGACGGCGCGAGCGGCGGCGGCGAGAGCGACGCUGGCGGGAGCGAUGCUGACGAGAGCGACGACGGCGGCGAGGCGUCCGGGGACGACCUCUUCGCCGACGACGACUCGGACGCGCCGCCGCCGAAGAAGCAGCGGCGCAAGGGCGCGAAGCCCCCGUUCGGGCGGUGAGCUGAGACGUCGAGACCCCGUUCUAGUAGAGUGUAAGUCUAUGUUACCCG